Mauremys reevesii (Reeves's turtle) is the source of this 3496-nucleotide messenger RNA. RefSeq names its product synaptophysin-like protein 1. The transcript has 6 exons. The record is from RefSeq and is a predicted model, not a curated record. Lineage: Eukaryota; Metazoa; Chordata; Testudines; Geoemydidae. Gene Ontology annotation, cellular component: synaptic vesicle; synaptic vesicle membrane. The coding region runs from base 50 to 781 and encodes 243 amino acids.
GAGGGGUGGGCGGGGUUUGGUGAGGUCAGCGCGCGCGUGUAUCCGGGGAAUGGAGCGCGUGAGCCAGAAAAUGUCCGGCCUCCAGUUCAACCUGGGCCCCCUGAAGGAGCCGCUGGGGUUCAUCAAAGUCCUGGAGUGGAUUUUUGCCAUCUUUGCUUUCGCCACCUGUGGAGGGUACAGUGGCCAUACCUCCAUUAAAGUCAGCUGUUCGGACACUAAAAAUGAGACCCUUGAGGCGGCUUUUGGCUAUCCGUUCCGGCUGAACACUGUGGUGUUCAAAGACCUGGAUUCAAAGAAAUGUAACGGCACAUGGACCUCAACCCACCUCAUGGGUGACUUCUCCUCCUCGGCCCAGUUCUUCGUCACCUUUGCCGUCUUUGUCUUCCUCUACUGCAUGGCGGCGCUGGUGCUGUACGUGGGAUAUCUGCACCUUUACCGUGGCGCUGGCAAGCUACCCAUGAUUGACUUUGUGAUCACCAUGGUGGUCACGCUUCUCUGGCUGAUCAGCACUUCGGCUUGGGCCAAAGCCCUGACUGACAUCAAAAUAGCCACUGGGCCUGAGAUGGUGUCGGAAAUACACUUCUGCCUUACGCCCCCAAAUUCCUGCCUGUUCGGUGCAGUGAGCAGCAUGGGCUCCCUCAACGUGUCCGUGGUUAUCGGCUUCCUGAACCUCAUUCUGUGGGCAGGCAACGCUUGGUUCGUAUAUAAGGAAACCCACUUGCACAGUCCCCCAGACGCUCCGGCCCCCGGCGGCGGCGCUCCGGCUCCUGCGGGAAUGUAAACGGCCCCGCUGGGACGCCCCAGCGCCACGCACGACCCCUCGGCCUCAGCCUGGCAUCGGCGCGGCUCCUCUGUCCUAAUUGUAGUCACCGUUUCAACCAGCAGGGGGCGGGUGGGGAUUGCAGAUACAGCUCAGCUUUCAAUUGCGAGCAGGGGCCUUUACGUUUUGAAGGCAGCGGUGCUCGGGCAGGGCGGUGGUGGCUUGGUUUUGUUUUUGUGUUUUGUUGUUGCUUUAUUCUACUGAAAUAUUACCCUGGGUGUGGGCAAGGGAGAGGGGCAGCUUCUUCGCGAGAACUGUGGCCCGGCAAACUAGUGUCGUGGUUCUCAAACGUUUAUACGCUGACCCCUUUCAGCGGUGAGUGCGACCCCCCCCCCCAUAAAUUCAAAACACUUUUGUAUGUAUCUAACACCAGUAUAAAUGCUGGAGGCAAAGCGGGGUUUGGGGUGGAGGCUGACAGCUUGCAACCCCCCACGUAACAACCUCGUGACCCCCCCGAGGAGCCGAGAACCCCUGGUCUGGGGUCCCAGCCCUCGGCUGGCGUGACCCAGCAGCGCUCCGCUGAACCGAGCAGCACCAGUGGCAGCAGAUUGGCAUGGAGCUAUUGAUCGCAGAUAGGGCUGGUGCAGCACGUGACUGACAGCAGAGAGAGCAGACGGGCACAGAGCGCAAUCUGGCCAGCUGUAAUUAGUUGAUCUGUGUUAAUUGGGACAGAUCUAGAGCGCGUGCAUGUCAGUAUCCCCGUGUUCAUUGCAGCAGAUUGCUGCUGAUUUCUCUCAGCUGAGUGGCUGGCUCUGCAUUUCAAUAAGUGCCUUUUGUCUUUCAUGUCCCUCUGAUGGGGGAGGGUUUGUAUCUGGGGCACAUGGCGGGGUGGUGGGGGAGCUGCAUUUGAAAUACACUAUUCUCACUUUGUACAUGACACACACAACUUGUCUUGGUUUGAAAACCCGCGUUAGCACCAGGCUUCCUCUGUCAUCGGCCUGAACCGAUUCUUCGUUGCAAAGACGAGCUUCGGCAUCUCAGCGUUCGCUCCCCAGGGCAGUGCCGGUCGGGAGUUUUUUCGACAAACCGUUUUUUCCCCCCACUGCAAAAUGCAGACUCGUUGAAACGGAAACUUUUUCGGGUUGGGAGAUUUGUCCAAACCAAGCCAGAGACGCCGCAAUCUGGGUUUGGAGGAAUCUCCUGAGGUGGAAAUGUAUCGGAGGGCAGAAAGUUUAGAAAUUGUCCACACCUUCAGCAUGAAAAGGUUGGGGGCGCGGGGUUGAGUCUACAUUUUUGGUUUGAAAUUUUAGUAAGAGUGGGCUUCAAAGGAACUGGCCUCAAAACAACAACUUUUUAAAAUCAUGGAAAUGAAAUGAUUUGACCCCAACUGAAAUUUUCUCUGGAUUUUUUCAACUUGCCAAAAUUAUCGAGAUCUGGGUUUUUCAUUCCAGAUCAGGACAGGAAUAUAUCUUAAUCUCAAAAAUUCCCUCCUCGCUCUAUGAAUCUAAACAGAGCUUUGGAGAGCGCUACUGCGUUUUUAUUUUUGGUUCAGUCACUCUUAUAUAUUUCUCCUCCCACUGUUAGCUUCUAGUGUCCCGCCCUGUGCUGGCUUUUAGCAGAUGCUCUCCGUGGAGUUUGAACGGCACACCUGGCUGAUUUGAAAGGGCCCAGCGUUUGUCUGCUUGCAAGUAAAAUCUCCUUUGUAUUUAUCUCUGUUUUAUGCUACGUGGCUGCUUCCAAGAUGUACACCCCGUAGAGCACAAGCCUUCUCUGCAUUUUUCUCAGCAGGCGACAAGAAAUCCACCUCUGAAGUUAAUUGCGUUUGAGUCUGAUUGGUAGACAAUGAAAAACUACAGAAGGGAGCUAAAUUUGGCAGAUCCUCAAGGGGUGUAGAUUAAAAUAACUCCACAGUGAGUGCCAGUUUAGACCUGUGGGAAUCUCCCGUUAGCUUGGUGUCACAUAUUUGCAGAAAUUUGUGGGCAGAGUUAAGGGGACUCUAGUUCGACCCCCCGAUCUGGGCUGGCCAUUCUCCAGCCUCUGCUAUGCAGGAGGUCAGACUGGAUGACCAGCUGAAUUAAGAGGCGAUUGGAAAAUUUUCUGCUAAAUGGUUUUUAGUUGGAAAAUGUGGUUUGCCCGAAACUGAUUUUUUGCAAAAUUGAAGCAAUUUGGGACACAAUGUUUAGAUUUAAAAAAAUCUCCGAGGGCAGUUUUGCAAACGUCAAAAUCUCCUGUUUGGGUCGCGUUUUUCAUUAUUCGCUUUGAAAAUUUUUCAUUAUUUGUUUUGAAGCAACAUAUUCUUUUGAAAUACGUGUCUGAGAUUGGAAAAAACUCCACGGUCAGAAUCGUUUGGAGCGAGCUCAGAUGGGUUUUGUGCCCAGAAAUUCAUUGCAUGAAAAAUUUGGAAAUCUGGGCUUUUGGAUGGGAGGGAGGGAAUUGAACGUUUGAAAAUUUUCGCAGGAGGGAAAAAUCUCCACCAACCAGCUCUUAUGUCUGUGAUCCAGUAUUUCACUUUGCCUGUGGCAAAACAGCCAAGCCGUGGGAUGGGCUCGCUUGUGAUGCAGACGCGCGUGGGACUCUCUCGCCCUGCUCUCGUCGCUGGUCUCGAAGCUCGGCUUUCAGGUCAUGACAGGUGGACCUGGCUUUUAAUUUUGUUAUUUACCCUUUUUCUUACGAAUUGUUCAAGAAAUAUGUCUGUCCUGUAUGCCACCGACUUGAUAAUAAAAACCAGUUAUCUCA